Strongylocentrotus purpuratus (purple sea urchin) is the source of this 813-nucleotide messenger RNA. Its product is annotated as carbohydrate sulfotransferase 1-like. Gene Ontology annotation, molecular function: N-acetylglucosamine 6-O-sulfotransferase activity. Gene Ontology annotation, biological process: sulfur compound metabolic process; N-acetylglucosamine metabolic process. Lineage: Eukaryota; Metazoa; Echinodermata; Echinoidea; Camarodonta; Strongylocentrotidae. The record is from RefSeq and is a predicted model, not a curated record. Bases 1 to 813 code for a protein of 270 amino acids. The transcript has a single exon.
AUGCUACGUCAUCAAUGUCGUAAGUUUAAGAAGUACAGAGGGAUCAAGACCAUUCGUGCGGACCUAAAUCUACUGCUCAAACUCAUUGAAGAAGACACGGUGAAUGUUAAAAUAUUACAUCUUAUACGAGACCCCCGCGGAGUAGCGAACUCACGGCGUCAAGUUUACUCCGUAGACAGUAAUUCCAUGCAACGGCGGUUAGCUGCUCGCGGUUACCGCCACCGCGUAUUGCAUGACGACCGCGUCGCGAAUCCUUUUCCCGGUGAAGGAAGGAGACCAAUGUCAUUACAUCACCACCACUACCAGUCGCCUAUAGCGCGUGGGACGAGACUGGAUAUACUUGGUCUAAUGGAGACUUCAGAUGUGUUCCCACUUCUCAACACCAUGCCAGCGUAUUGUAAAUGGCUGGAUUCUACCAUCACGCUAGCGCAGAAGCAACCUGAUUGGUUGAAAGGCCGCUACAAGCUGAUCCGCUACGAGGACUACGCGGCCACACCGCUUAGCGUUACCGAAGACGUUUACCGCUACUUCGAUAUGUAUCUUCCCGAUAAAGUACGACGAUGGGUGGCGAACAAUACGGAAGGUGACGUCAAAGGCGGAGACAGGCUCUACGGGUCGCAUAAGAACUCUUCUGAAGCAGCUUUCAAAUGGAGAACGUUGAUGACGGCCGAGGAGGCUUUGCAAGUAGAGAAAGAGUGUGGAGACAUUAUGAAGCGGUUAGGUUACAGAACGACGUCCAGUCGGGUUCGCCUGGAUGACCUAGAACAGUCUCUUUUUCUACCUCUUCCAGAUGAUAUACCACGUGAAUUAUGA